CGGGCGGCCGCCACUGCCAGCCGCGCCGAGGGACCUCCGGGCGGCGAAGAGCAGUUUGAACCAUGGAGACUGGCUCGGUAGUUCGAGCCAUCUUUGACUUCUGCCCUAGCGUAUCAGAAGAGCUGCCCCUCUUUGUGGGAGAUGUCAUCGAGGUGCUGGCAGUGGUGGAUGAAUUUUGGCUUCUAGGAAAGAAGGAGGACGUUACAGGACAAUUCCCCAGCAGUUUUGUGGAAAUUGUGACCAUCCCCAGUCUAAAAGAGGGAGAGAGGCUGUUUGUCUGCAUCUGUGAAUUUACAUCCCAAGAAUUCAAUAGCCUUCCCCUCCAUCGAGGUGACCUGGUGAUUCUUGAUGGCACUUCCACUGGAGGCUGGCUGCAGGGCAGAAGCUGCUGGGGUGCCCGGGGCUUCUUCCCAUCUUCGUGUGUCCGGGAGCUCUGCCUCUCAUCUCAAAGCCGGCAGUGGCACUCACAGAGUACACAGCUUCAGAUUCCUGAAUAUUCCAUGGGUCAAGCGCGUGCCCUGAUGGGGCUUUCUGCCCAGCUGGAUGAGGAGCUGGACUUCAGGGAAGGGGAUGUGAUUACCAUUAUUGGAGUUCCUGAGCCAGGCUGGUUUGAGGGGGAGUUAGAGGGUCGAAGAGGCAUUUUUCCAGAAGGUUUUGUAGAACUUUUGGGGCCUUUGAGGACUGUGGAUGAGUUGGUAAGUGCUGGAAAUGGAGAAGACUGCAUUGCUAAUGGUGAGGUAGAUAUUCCUCUUGGAGAAGAAGAAAGAGGGCCAGAUGAAGAGGAUGAGCAAUCAGGGGCCUAUGGAAUUGCCCUCUACAGAUUCCAAGCCCUGGAGCCGAAUGAGUUGGAUUUCGAAGUAGGGGAUAAAAUUAGAAUACUGGCAACCUUGGAAGAUGGCUGGCUAGAAGGAUGGCUGAAGGGCAGGACAGGCAUCUUUCCUCACAGAUUUGUAAAGUUAUGUCCUAACACCAGAGUGGAAGAAACCAUGGCCCCACCCCAGGAAGGCAGCCUCACCAAGACCCCAGAAAGCUCUUUGGAUGAUUUGGAGAACACGGUAGUAAUGGAGGAACCAAGAUGUGAAUCUCUUGAGUACACAGCAGAGAUGCCCAACUAUGUGCUUUCUGAAACUUCUACUUCUCCCCUAGAUCACCUGACUCCUGAAUGUGAUGUAAAUAAAAACUCUGAUCCAGGUGAAGUCUUCUCAGAAGGGUCCCCCAGAAGCCCAGGUGCAGAGCACAUAGAGCCUGUUGCGAAAGACCCUUCUGUGACUGAACCUUUUGAGGUGGUCAAUGGUAUUUACUCCCAACCUCAGGUAUCUUUUCAUUGCCAAUUGCAGAAAAACCAGUAUUAUUCUACUGUAGGAGGGAGCUACCAAAGUGCAGAACAGUUCUCUGGCCACUUUCCUCUAGAAGCCAGGACUAGAGACUAUUCCAGCCUACCUCCCAAAGGAACGUAUGCCCAGCAGAGAUUUCUUCAGAAGCCAGAGCCUCCCCUUCACAGGGGCUCUUCCCUUGCAGCCUCAAGGAUAGCCAAACCCAGCCAAUUGAGCCUUCAACUCCAGGGUAUGACAAGGUGUGUUAAAAAGCACCUAGCCUCCAAAGAAAAUGCCUCCAGCUUCUGCUCCUCAUCAGAGAGAUCAGAGAGGAAGCCUAGUCCAAAAGGCCAGGGAUCCACUGUGGAAGUAACAGCACUUCCACAGGGAGAUGGAAGCAUUGACCUGGACUCUAAGUUGACACAACAGCUGAUAGAGUUUGAGAAGAGCCUGUCAGGACCUAGUACAGAGAUAGACAAAAUUUCACGCCACUUUUCAAUCACAGACUUUAACUCUGAGAAGGAUAUUGUCCGAGGUUCCUCAAAGUUAAUUCCCCCACAGAUGCUACCUGAGAGAAGAAAAGCCCUAAGGCCACCACCACCUCGACCCUGCACUCCAUCAUCCACUUCUUCCCACUUGCUGGUUGACCAUAGCCCAAAACCUGCACCCCCCUUGGCUGUGAGGCCCUCUCGCCCAGCUCCCUUGCCUCCCUAUGCACAGCAGAGGAUGAAUGCAGCCUUUCCCAAGCCCCUUUCCUGUCACCAUCCUAGCUGGGACACUCCAGAGAAGGAAGACCCUGAGCAUAUGGAAAAGAGUCUAGACCAGACAUCCCUGUGCCCCUUGGUACUAGUGAGGAUCCAGGAAAUGGAACAGGACUUGGACAUGUACACCAGGGCUCAGGAGGAGCUGAACUUGAUGCUGGACGAGAAGCAGGAUGAAUCCUUAAGGUCGGAGACCCUUGAGAAUCUGGAGUUCUAUGAGAAUAACAUUGAAAGUUUGAAUCUGGAACUCCAGCAACUGAAAGAAAUGACACUCCUCUCCUCUCAGUCUUCUUCCCUGGUGGCUCCUUCUGGAUCUGUGUCCACUGAAAACCCAGAACAGAGGAUGUUGGAGAAGAGAGCCAAGGUGGUGGAAGAACUUCUUCAGACAGAAAGAGACUAUAUUCGGGACCUGGAAAUGUGCAUUGAGCGGAUUAUGAUUCCCCUGCAGCAGGCACAGGUACCAAACAUCGAUUUUGAAGGGCUUUUUGGAAAUAUGCCAAUGGUGAUUAAGGUCUCAAAACAAUUAUUAGCUGCCCUGGAAAUCAGCAAUGCUGUAGGACCCGUGUUUCUUGACCACCGGGAUGAACUUGAGGGAACAUACAAGGUCUACUGCCAGAAUCAUGAUGAGGCCAUUUCACUGCUGGAAAUCUAUGAGAAGGAUGAGAAGAUCCAGAAGCAUCUUCAGAACUCCUUGGCAGAUCUCAAGACCCUGUACAGUGAAUGGGGAUGCACCAAUUAUAUUAACCUGGGCUCCUUCCUCAUCAAACCAGUACAGAGAGUGAUGCGCUACCCGCUGCUGCUAAUAGAGCUGCUGAAUUCCACUCCAGAAUCCCACCCAGAUAAAGUGCCUUUAACCAGCGCAGUCCUUGCUGUCAAAGAAAUCAACGUUAACAUUAAUGAAUAUAAACGUCGAAAGGACCUGGUGCUCAAGUACCGGAAGGGUGAUGAAGAUAGCCUCAUGGAGAAAAUUUCCAAGCUGAACAUCCACUCCAUUAUCAAGAAAUCCAACCGAGUCAGCAGUCACCUGAAGCACCUCACUGGCUUUGCUCCCCAGAUAAAAGAUGAAGUAUUUGAAGAAACAGAAAAGAAUUUCCGAAUGCAAGAAAGAUUGAUUAAAUCUUUUAUUCGAGACCUCUCUCUCUACCUCCAGCAUAUCCGGGAAUCAGCUUGUGUGAAAGUGGUGGCUGCCGUGAGCAUGUGGGACCUGUGCAUGGAGAGGGGACACCGCGACCUGGAGCAGUUUGAGAAGGUGCAUCGCUACAUCAGUGACCAGCUCUUUACAAAUUUUAAGGAGAGGACAGAGCGGCUUGUCAUCUCUCCCUUGAAUCAGUUACUGAGCAUGUUUACAGGGCCUCACAAGUUGGUACAGAAGCGCUUUGACAAGCUUCUGGACUUCUACAACUGCACAGAACGGGCAGAGAAGUUAAAGGACAAGAAGACCCUGGAGGAGCUCCAGUCUGCCCGGAACAACUACGAGGCCUUGAAUGCACAGCUGCUGGACGAGCUGCCCAAGUUCCAGCAGUACGCCCAGGGCCUCUUCACCAACUGCAUCCAUGGCUACGCCGAAGCCCACUGCGACUUUGUGCAACAGGCGCUGGAACAGUUGCAGCCGCUCCUUUCAUUACUCAAAGUUGCCGGCAGAGAGGGGAACCUGAUCGCUAUCUUCCAUGAGGAGCACAGCAGGGUUAUGCAGCAACUCCAGGUCUUCACCUUCUUCCCAGAGUCUCUCCCAGUUACCAAAAAGCCUUUUGAGAGGAAAACGACAGACCGCCAGUCAGCUCGAAAGCCCCUCCUGGGCCUGCCAAGUUACAUGCUACAGUCAGAAGAACUCAGAGCCUCCCUGCUGGCAAGGUAUCCCCCCGAGAAACUCUUCCAGGCAGAACGGAACUUCAAUGCUGCUCAGGACUUAGAUGUCUCACUUUUGGAAGGUGACCUGGUGGGUGUGAUCAAAAAGAAAGACCCCAUGGGCAGUCAGAACCGUUGGCUGAUUGACAAUGGAGUCACCAAAGGCUUUGUGUACAGCUCCUUCUUGAGGCCGUACAAUGCUCGACGCUCAGAUGCCUCUGUGGGCAGCCACUCCUCCACUGAGUCAGAGCACAGUGGCUCCUCCCCAAGAUUCCCACGACAGAAUAGCAACAGCACCUUAACCUUCAAUCCCAGCAGCAUGGCCGUGUCCUUUACAUCUGGGCCUUGCCCAAAGCAGCCUCAAGAUGCAUCUUUGUUGAAGGAGUAUGACCAAGGAAUUCUCAGUGCAUCCUUGAACCUGAGCAGUCCAGAGAGUGGCCUUUCCAGGUGCCCUUCAGAUCCAGACCCCACCUGCCAGCCCAGGCCAGGGGACUCUGUCGAUGCGGCCAGAGAUAUAAACCAACCUGCUGCCGCCCUGAGGAGCUGCUGCCGAAGCUCAAGGCAUCCAGAGGUGGUUGGUUCCUCUGUACCAGGACGAAAUGGGCAAGGUAGAGACCUUGUAAAAGGAUGUACACGAGCAGCCCAGGCUCUGGAAGAUAGAAAUGAAGAGCCAGAGAGCAGUGAGGCAAAGGGCAACCAGGUCUAUUUUGCUGUCUACACCUUCAAGGCACGAAACCCAAAUGAGUUGAGUGUGUCAGCCAAUCAGAGACUCAGAAUCCUGGAGUUCAAAGAUGUCACAGGCAAUACAGAGUGGUGGUUAGCUGAAAUUAACGGGAAGAAAGGCUAUGUCCCAUCCAACUAUAUCCGCAAAGCCGAGUACACCUGAUCCUGGUGUGCCUGCCGCUCAACCCUGCUGCCUUGGCUUUCAGUCUGCUGAAAGGUUCUGGUGGGCCGCCAAGAGGCACCUGCGCCCAAGACCCAGGCCCUGCCACAUUGCUUAGCCAUGCAUGGUAGGGCACAAGACAAGUCUUGUUCUCCUUGAUUGGGUUGUAAACCUUGAUGCUCACUAGAAUUUCUAGAGUUUGAAAUGGACCCUGGGGCUUGCCAGUGAUUCAGUGACCAUGAGAAGAGAGGCAAGUGCAGGGGUCGGCCUUUGGAAGUGAGAAAUUUCCAGUCAGAAGACCAGUGUUCUGUAUAUGCAGGAAGCUGUGCUGGCAUCGGUUGUAACCUACUGAGUCUGGGGUGGCCCCGUGCUCCACGAUCACCUGACCUGAAGCUGUGACUUGGAUGAAGUAAAGCCAGGCUCUCUGAGCCCCUUUAGGUUGUGAUUCUGCUGGUGGCAAGGAGCUUGUCAGGAUUGCACAGAGCCUGGUGUUUCAACGCUUCCGAGACACCUCCAGUGUCUAGCACACAUUUUCUGUCUCUCUUCAUACACAAAUACCCCCAAUUUACAAAGCCGCUAAAAUACAGUGUUUUGUUUCACUGUGUUCCGAAAUUGGUUAUACAAAACUCAACCGCUUUCUUCUACCAAUAAGUAUUAAAGGUCUUUAUUUUCCUUUCAUCUGGAAGUUCCUCCCUUGCUAGAUGCAUCUGUGUAUGCCGUCUCGUGGCCACCUCUCCCUGUACUGAGUAACCGAUAGAAUUCUCUAGAAUAACAGGGUCAGAGCUCCAGUCAUCCAUUAAAAGUAUUGGUUCUAUAUUAAUCUCAAACCAGUCAGGCCUGGUGGAAGAUUAGGUGCCUUUUUCCUUCAAAGUACACUACCACCAUUUGGUUAUAUCUGCAGAUGCAGAAGACAGUCCAUGGGACUUAGGAGUCAGGAUACACGGUCCCAGAAGUAGCUCAUCCUAGAUUAGUUUCACCACUAACCUCCAUACUUCAGAGACAAUAUUGAAAGUCAAACAGAUUCCAAAGUGCCUGUCAAGACCCCCCGCCCACCCAGUCACAGGAAGAUUCUUGCUAAUCCCUUACCCUAAUAAUCUGUCCCUAAAAAUCCUGUUUUAGCAGAGCUCCUGUACUUGAGAUCUUCCCUAGAUACGAAGCCUAGCUUGGAAUUUGAAACUGAAAUUUGUUUAAGAAAAGGAAUUAAAAACAGCCUCACAGCCACUACUCCUCCAACCACACAUUUGGCCUUAAAAUCCUGGUGAAUCAGGAGACCCCAUGGACUCCUUGGCCACAGCAUCUGCUGGUGUCGGGCAAUAAUGCAAGGUCUCCUGUGAAAAGUGUUUAUAUUUGGAGAUGUCUAUAUUUAAGUAGUUAUUUUCUAAAUAAAAGCUUUUCUAAUGGCCA
Messenger RNA from Marmota flaviventris (yellow-bellied marmot), 6206 nucleotides. RefSeq names its product dynamin binding protein (gene Dnmbp). Gene Ontology annotation, molecular function: guanyl-nucleotide exchange factor activity; protein binding. Lineage: Eukaryota; Metazoa; Chordata; Mammalia; Rodentia; Sciuridae. Gene Ontology annotation, biological process: intracellular signal transduction; cilium assembly. The record is from RefSeq and is a predicted model, not a curated record. Gene Ontology annotation, cellular component: cytoplasm.